CCCCGAAAAUGUUCGCAGUGAAUAAUCUCUGUUGCAAAAAUCAAAGAAAGAUGCCUUGAUAUUGUCCAAGAGUGUGUUUUUCAGGCUUACAUGCAGCUUGAUUAUGUUUGGUGGUGAUACAAUGGCAGUUACAAGGUUCCAUCCUUAUCAUGGGCAAAAUAUUCGCCUUUUUCAUGAUAAUAUGGUUGCCUUACGUGAGACGAGUUUUGCCCAUGCAUUGACAUUCAGUGAAAAGCAUUUGCAGCCAGGAGAGAUUUUUUUAGUUGAAAUAGAAAAAAAUGAAAGAGGUUGGAGUGGACACAUGAGAAUUGGACUUACACAAUUCAAUCCAUGUGACAAGUUUGAGCUUCCACAGUAUGCAUUGCCUGACUUGCACAAUAUGGGAAAGUCAUGGAUAUUUGCAGUGACAAAGUCACACAAUAAAGUAUACUCUGAACAUGACACGGAGGAAGAAGGUGUGCCAUAUCAGUCAGUAUUGGGCAAUGAUGCAGAGGUUGUGCAUACACCAAGAGGGUCUUUCAGUCGUAGUCUUCUUUUACCUCUUGGGAAAUUAAAUCUGCAGAAUCGCAAUGGUGACAAUAUAAGUGCUUCUCAGAAAGACAAUGUUCUUCCCACUGAUGUUGGGAGUAGAAUAGGAAUUAUGUAUACAGUUGUUGGAAAUUCUGCCGAGAUGCAUUUUAUCAUUAACGGUGAAGACCAAGGACCGUGUGUACGCAAUAUUCCGUAUAAUAAUGGCGCAUUGCAUGCAGUGGUUGAUGUUUAUGGUACAACCAAGCAAGUACGAAUAAUUCAACUGUAUGGAGUGUCAUCAUUACAGAAUGCAUGUCGUAAUAGAAUUUUACAGUUGAUUGCCAAGAAAGACAUUUCUAAUCUUCCAUUGCCUACAAAACUCAAACAGUUCCUCAAUUAUGAAUUAUAGUGCUAGAAUAUAACUAGUCCAAUGACCAUGACAAUUAUUCAUAAUUUUUCAUAAAUGUGUGGAUAUGUCCUUUUCAUUUUGGUUGUUCUGACAUAUAAAGAUUUUGUUAAUUUUAUUUAUACAUACAUAAACAUGUACAUCUUGAUUUAUGCUCAUGGUAUUUGUAAAUAAAAGAAUUGACAUUACACACAAGUUUAAAAUCACUAUUUCUUGAGUUGACUGAAUAACUGUGAAACUUGUUGAUAACACUUUAAUAUAUGACCCUGUUAUGUAUACUCUGACAUGUCUGAGAGGUAGUUCAAAAUGAAUUACCCAAAACAUUAGCAUUCACAAUGAAAAAUAUCCCGAUUGAAGGAUUUUUAACUGAAUUUCCUUGUCUGUACUGUACCUACAUGUAUGUAUUAUAUAAAGCACCUGAACUAUGAUAUUAAAUUGUUUUGAAUCACUGUGACUGACUUUUAAUUUAGAGUGUCUUGGGCUACAUUUUGGUUCUUGGUGCAUAUCUCUAAAUCUUAUGAUUUAAUAUCAAUAUUUCAUCACUACUUACCUUGUACAACACUAUUCAGUGACACUAUGGUCACAAUGACCUACAUGUAUAGUUCACAUUAAAGUGAUUUUUUGUAAGGUUUUUCAAUAAGAUCCAUUUCCCAAAACCUACAGUCUUAAUGUUCAACAAAAUUUAGGUCAGUGUGAUCAAAUUUUUGAAAAUUGGAUGUCUUUGGUUGAAUUUUGUUGCUAAGUUCAUUUCUCAGGAGCUUAUAGUAGUGCAAUGUAUAGCAAAUACCUAUCACUACUAUAGUGGUCUUGCAUAGUAAAAUAUUGUUAACAAAUUUAGGUCACUUUGACCAAACUUUUGUUUAUAUUAUUUAAAGCAGGACAUCCCAGUUUUAUAGAUAUGUAAUCUAGUUUAAAAGACAAACAUAUUUGAUUUGCCAUAUUUAUAAAUGAAUUGGCAUCACUUACUCUUACCUCGAUUGUUUUCAUUUCCAUAAAAUGAUCUUCCAAGUUAUUUAUAGAAUUUCAAUAAUGUGAACCUCUGUUUCAGAAAUUUUGAGAUACAAAAUGUUUUAUCACUGCAGUCAUUUGUUAUUUUAUACACUGCGAUUGCAUGUAAUGAAAAAUUGUAUAUACAUAUCUCUUGGCCAGUAUAUACAUGAAUGUUUAGUAUACAUGUACAUGUAUGUUUGAAAUGGCAUGUGUUGGAGUGAUUUUUGCUUGUUUUUUUUCAUUAUUUUGUAGUAUAAAUGUUAAGUUGAUACAUCAGAUAUCAUUAAGAGAUAUUAUACUGGUUUUUUCCCUAAUAUUUUCAUUCAUAUAUAUUUUUUUAUAUUGAUGCAUUGUUAUUUACUAGGUGCAUUUUUUAAGUGCUAACAUUAUAUAUAGACAUCCUCUUUUCACAACUAAAUCAUUUCAAUUAAUAUCACAUUUCUGCAAAUACUUAUACAUUUCAAUUUUUUAAAAAUAUAUGAUUAACACUAAACAUUAGAUUUAUUUUUUAUUUUAUUGUUUUCUGGGAAACUGUCUCUGAUGUUUAUCCCAAAUCUUGUUUUAUUUGUAAAACUAAAUUUCUUUAUUAUAUAAAUACAUAAUAAAAACUAUUAGAAUUAUUGUAAUACAUUUCAAACAUAUUUGCACAAUUUCCCACUGCAACAUUCAAAUAAUAAAAUCAGAACUAAAUUAAAGGUAUACAGGAUUAGAAAUUUAACUGUUUUUGUCACACCUGAGACAUAAAGAUGCUAAAACAAUGGCGUCAUCAUAAACUACUUGUAUAAAGUAUUGUUGUAAGAGCUGGAUAGUCCAUAUCUCCAUACAGAUGUUGAAUGAUUUAAAUUUCCAUAUAGCAUAUGUUUGUUGUCCUCAACCUCAUUUUCAUGGUCAAGAGACUGUUUAAAACUUUUUUUAUCAUGAGAUUUUUUUUUAAUUAUGAUAAUAGUAAAAGGUCAUCUAUAUUUGGUAAUUUUAAUAUCAUAACAUUUUUUCAAUCCAAUUAAAAUAAAAUCCUUUAAUUGCUCCAGUUCUGAUAUGUCGUGCAUUAAUAAAGAAUAUUGUUGCUUCAUACAUGUAUGAAUUAUAUGUUAAGCAAGAAAUGAAUUUAGCUAUUCCGAUCCAAGAAUAGGGAAUUUAUUUUUUGUUGAUUAUUGGUAAAAGUUUAUACUAAUAUACUCAUGUUAGAACUUAAUGCAGAUAACUGUUAUUGUGUAUAUAUGUUGGUAAAUUCAUUAUUUUUUAUUCUUUUGUUGCAGAAAAUAUUUUUGUAUAGAUGUACAAUGUUAUAUGAAGCUCAAACAGUGGGCUAUAACCACUACUUCACAUUAAUCAUUAAUAUCAGUAAUGUAAUGUAGAGAUAAUUUAUUUCUCGGACAGCAUUUUUUAUAGUUUUUUUCUUUCGAAAAUUCUCUUUUCAUUUUCUUUUCUUCUUUCAAUUUGGAUAAAAAAGAAUCAUUACUUAUAUGAGUAAUCACAGACAUGUUAAGAUAAAAUGUAUCCAGAGCUAUAUAAUGUCUGAUCUACUCAUUCUGUAAGGUUGAACUGGUGUAAACCAGAUUGAUAAAUUUUGAUAAACCAAUCAUUAAUAAAAUUGUCUUGUGUAAUUUCCCGCCAUAUCAGUUUCAAACAUUAAACUUGGCAUUUUUCAUUAAAUCAUUUGGGAAACAGAUUCUACCACUCUUGAUUUUAAAAUUUUGAAAUGCUCUGAAAACCUCACAUUAAAAUCUUGAAAAUUUGAACAUCUUGAGGUGACAAAUAACAUAAUUAAAGGGGGUUUUGUGGUAGAACUUAUAUGUCAAACAUAUUUUGACAGCAACCUGUAUAAAACUCUUUGAUCAAUUAAGUCUAUUUGAAAAUAAAUAUAUAGAAAUACUUGAA
Mytilus californianus (California mussel) is the source of this 3784-nucleotide messenger RNA. RefSeq names its product neuralized-like protein 2. Bases 104 to 919 code for a protein of 271 amino acids. The transcript has 3 exons. NCBI's taxonomy places the organism in Eukaryota, Metazoa, Mollusca, Bivalvia, Mytilida, Mytilidae. The record is from RefSeq and is a predicted model, not a curated record. Gene Ontology annotation, molecular function: ubiquitin protein ligase activity. Gene Ontology annotation, biological process: intracellular signal transduction.